Callorhinus ursinus (northern fur seal) is the source of this 3569-nucleotide messenger RNA. It is a transcript of the gene LASP1, whose product is annotated as LIM and SH3 protein 1. Gene Ontology annotation, molecular function: actin filament binding. The record is from RefSeq and is a predicted model, not a curated record. Gene Ontology annotation, cellular component: focal adhesion. Lineage: Eukaryota; Metazoa; Chordata; Mammalia; Carnivora; Otariidae.
GCGGCCGCCUCCCGCCAGCUCGCUCCGGGGAAAGAGAACGCGCGCGAGCUCGGGCGUCCCCGCCCCAGCCCUUCCCGGAGCCAUGAAUCCCAACUGCGCCCGGUGCGGCAAGAUCGUGUACCCCACGGAGAAGGUGAACUGUCUGGAUAAGUUCUGGCACAAAGCAUGCUUCCACUGCGAGACCUGCAAGAUGACACUCAACAUGAAGAACUACAAGGGCUACGAGAAGACCCCCUAUUGCAACGCACACUACCCCAAGCAGUCCUUCACCAUGGUGGCUGACACCCCGGAAAACCUCCGCCUCAAGCAACAGAGCGAGCUCCAGAGUCAGGUGCGCUACAAGGAGGAGUUUGAGAAGAACAAGGGCAAGGGCUUCAGCGUGGUGGCAGACACACCCGAACUCCAGAGAAUCAAGAAGACCCAGGACCAGAUCAGUAACAUAAAAUACCACGAGGAGUUUGAGAAGAGCCGCAUGGGCCCCAGCGGGGGCGAGGGCCUGGAGCCUGAGCGCCGAGAUGCCCAGGAACGGCAGCAGCUGCCCCACCACAUCCCAGCCAGCGCCCCGGUUUACCAGCAGCCCCAGCCACAGCAGGUGGCUCAGUCCUAUGGUGGUUACAAGGAGCCUGCGGCCCCGGUCUCCAUACCACGCAGUGCCCCAGGCGGGGGCGGGAAGCGGUACCGCGCUGUAUAUGACUACAGCGCUGCCGAUGAGGACGAAGUCUCCUUCCAGGACGGGGACACCAUCGUCAACGUGCAGCAGAUCGACGACGGCUGGAUGUAUGGGACCGUGGAGCGCACCGGCGACACGGGGAUGCUGCCGGCCAACUACGUGGAGGCCAUCUGAGCCCCCGGCCCCGCCCCGCCCCCGGCCGUCUUCAGUGCAUUCCACGCCAUUGCAUCUGUCCUCGGCGGACCUGUCCACCCUUCAGUGUCUCUGUUUUUUUAAAUCUGCGACAGCUUGUUUAUUCCCACCCUCCUCCAGCUUCUCUUGCCAACUGAAGCCUUGUUCUGCCACUUUUGCGGGCUCUUCCUCUGGCACGUUUUCCCCUUGACCAACUUCUCGGUUUUCUCUCUGGACGGAACAGGUGUGGAGCUCUGGGGGGGAAGUGGGGGCUGAGGCCCGGGGAGCUGGUCCAGGAUUGGAGACCCGUUGGCUCCCAGGCCUCUGCCUUCUCUCUUUCCUGCCCCCUCAGACCUUCCUGCCCCUCCUCACACACCCCAACUUUCCAGGACUCCCAGGGGAGGGGCUCCGUGCAUUCCCAGAUGGGACCCUACCACCCUCGCCCCUGGGAGGGGCUUUGCCUCUGCUUCUCAAAGACAGGGCUGCCGGCCCUCCGAGGGGGCCCCUCACCACCCUCUCCCACUCUCAAGGACCACAGAGGAGGGUAGAGUUCCCGCGUUGGGAUUCAUUCGUCCCUCCCCACAUGUGUUCCUUCUCACACUGUGAUUUCGCUCUCCUGCCCACACAGAGCGGUGUGGGCGAGGAGCUCCCCAGGAAGCACGGCUUGAGUCAAGUGCUCUCGCCUUUCUUACUUUUAGGGACGGCUGCAGGAAGGAGGGGAACGGGGUGUUAUCUCCCACAGCCCCUUUCCUUCCUCCUCUCCCCAGUCCCCAGGCGCUCCGGCUGUCUCCUGAACCACGAGCCAGCCCCCCUGAGCUCUGGGUUAGGUGGGCCACCCCCCCUCCUCCCCAUGGGAAGAUGUCUCAGGCCUCCCACAGCCGCCCCUCCUCGGCCCACAGCCAAGUGGACUGGAACUGUGCAAAGCCACAGGACCUCUCUGUCUCCAGGACUCCGCAUGUGGGGAAGGAGCUUGUCUGUAUCUGUGACAGGCUAGUGGCAAUGAAGCAGUCAGGGUCCAGGCCUGUGGGAGUCUCUGGGAGGGCCCCAGGGGAGAGACGUCCCUUGUGGUUUCUUUGGUGUGAAAAUUCCUCCUUUCCUUCGAUUGCCAAACGGCGGAAGCCCACCCACCCCCCCUUCCAGUGUGCCGGGCAGAGGUAAAGGGGGGUGGUUGUAGAGUGGGUGGGGCUGAUGUUGGGGCCCACAGCUUGCUGGGGUGAGGGUGGGGGCAGGCUUCGUGGCUCUAGGCCUAUUCUUUCCCUCCCAAAUCAGUGCCCCGGGCUUCAGAGGAGGGCAUCAGACCACCCUGUGUCACCCACACUGGGGGUGCCUCACCGCUCCCCGGCCUCCCCCUCGCUAACCUCAGGCCCCUUGAAGCAGAAGGAGAAGGUCCCAGGGCUUCAAAACUGGAAGCACAGACCCCGGGAUGAGGAAGGGAAAGAUGGUGCUAUCUCCAAGUCCCUUCUCGCUCGUUGGCAGCUGUGACGACCCUUGCUUGGCUUUGUUCAUCUCUGGGCUCUCUCAACACCCCUCUGGGCCUCCCCCUCCUGUCUUCACCCCAGGCUCCCCAGCAAUCAGGUCCUCACUGCUUGGGGGUUGAUGGAAUAUUUUCCCCAAAUCAGAAGGAUGGAGAAAGGACUGUUGGCGGGGGCGGGGGAGCCCCCUGCCCGACCCAUCUCCCUCCUCUGGCCCCGGCCGAGGUGAAGGCAGGUGGAGGGUCUUUAUUGUUGGACGGUUUGGGGGAUGAGGGAGGCAGAAAGGAAACAGUUUGGGGAGCUUUGGGGGAGGCAGCAGUCCACUACCUUUCCUCUUGAUCUCAAAGCACAGCUUGGAUUUGGGGACCAAAGGUCAGAGACGGCUCUUGGGGGAGGAUCUGCUGGGAGUGCGGAGCGUGAUGGGAGGGAAGCCUAGAGGAGCAGGAGGCGGCCUGUUUUCCCUUCGCUUUGUUCUCUUCGAAAACAAGGCAGGCCAGCCACUGGGACCUUGCUGCCGGCCCCUCUGCUGCUCCCAUCCUAAAAACAGGGGACUUUUUCUUAUACACCCCCAGAGAGAAGGACUGUCAGUCACACUGGUGCUGAGGGACCCAGGGGCUGCUAGGCAUCCUUGCUUCUUUCCAGAACCAUCCAACCCUACAAGAGCACAGAACCAAGGGUUGGGCCGAGUCCCUGGCCUUUUCAUACAGUUCGCAAAGGUCUUUGGCCAGUCUAAUCCCAGGAAAGAUGAUGCAUCAAAGCUAGAAUGUGAAUAUAACUUCAGUGGACCAAUAAGAAAAUACAAGAAGCCCAGUGGUGAGAAAAGUGAAUUCUGUCACACUGCUUCCUAUUUUCUUCCUCAUGUCCCUCCAGGGAAAAUGACCUUACUGCUUCAUUUCUGCCUUUUUCCUCCCACAUACGCACUUUUGGGCCUUUUUUUUUUUUUUUUAAUAGCUGGAAAAAAAAAAUACCACCCCACAAACCUGUAUUUAAAAAGAAACAAAUGACCAUGUGAAAAUUGCCUCUGUCCAAACAUUUCAUCCGUGUGUGUGUGUGUGUGUGUGUGUGUGUGUGUGUGAAGCCGUCGGUUCUUUUUAUAUGGGGUGGUUGUCUUUUCUUGGUCUGUUCUGGUCCCCUCCCUCGUGGGCUUGUGCUUGGGAUCAACUCUUUCUGGCCUGUUAAUGAUUCUCAACAUUUGACUUGGACCACAAGUGAAUCUUUCUCCUGGUGACUCAAUAAAAGUAUAAUUUUUACCUGUG